GGCACGGCUAUUGUGGCUGAAUGAAAGCGGUCGUUAUAAUGUUAUGGUUAAAUUCGCUUCCGGAGACUAUAAGAGACGAGCCAGGCAAGAUGGCGUCCCAACAGCAGCAGGCCGGUGGAGCAAUGUCUCAACCGGGAUUACAACAACCGACCUCACUACAGCAACAACAGCAACAGUUGAGCCAACAGCAGGAUUUUGAUCCAGUCCACAGAUUUAAGAUGUUAAUUCCUCAGCUGAAAGAGAGUCUACAGAAUUUAAUGAAGAUUGCAUCCCUGAAUUUGGCCCAGAACACAUCAAUUGAUAACGGCAUCAAAAGCAGCGAUACACCUGUGCAGCGCUUCGACAAAAGCCUGGAGGAGUUUUAUGCCCUGUGCGACCAGCUGGAGCUGUGUUUGCGGCUAGCCUACGAGUGUCUCUCCCAGAGCAUCGACAGUGCCAAACAUUCACCCAACCUGGUUCCUACGGCCACCAAGCCUGACACGGUGCAGACAGAGUCCAUGUCUUAUGCCCAGUACCUUGGCAUGAUUAAGUCUCAGAUUUCCUGUGCCAAAGAUAUCCACAAUGCUUUGCUGGAGUGUUCAAAAAAGAUUGCUGGAAAGGGACAGCCGCAGGGAAUCAUGUAAACCUGGACAUAAACUUACUGACACUCUUUUCUUGACAAACUGAGAAAGUAUUUGACAAAUUUUAUACAGCGCGCUGUCUCUUAACCAGAUGCCAGCUUUUUUCAAAAUGCUGUUUUAUCUUUCAAGAUGUUGUACAUUUAGUAAUGAUUUAAAUUGUUUUGUUUCUUGUAAACACUGUAAAUAUCAUUGGCAAAAAAGUGAUGUCCUCAGAUGGCCAGUAGGUGGUGGCAGAGUGCUGCCGACUUACUAUUCAAGUCUUUUCUAGUUUAUUUGUAUUAUUAAAACCUUUCCACGGA
Cheilinus undulatus (humphead wrasse) is the source of this 919-nucleotide messenger RNA. RefSeq names its product mediator complex subunit 29 (gene med29). The transcript is spliced from 5 exons. Gene Ontology annotation, biological process: regulation of transcription by RNA polymerase II. The record is from RefSeq and is a predicted model, not a curated record. Bases 21 to 623 code for a protein of 200 amino acids. Gene Ontology annotation, molecular function: transcription coregulator activity; transcription factor binding. Lineage: Eukaryota; Metazoa; Chordata; Actinopteri; Labriformes; Labridae. Gene Ontology annotation, cellular component: mediator complex.